This is a messenger RNA of Megachile rotundata (alfalfa leafcutting bee), 1593 nucleotides long. RefSeq names its product Leucine-rich repeat 47 (gene Lrr47). The record is from RefSeq and is a predicted model, not a curated record. NCBI's taxonomy places the organism in Eukaryota, Metazoa, Arthropoda, Insecta, Hymenoptera, Megachilidae. Gene Ontology annotation, molecular function: protein binding. Gene Ontology annotation, cellular component: cytoplasm.
UAUUAACAGUGAUUUUUACAAUGACACAAUAAGUAUUUAAAAUCUAUUAUUUGUGGUAAUAAUUUAGAUUAUUUAACACAACGUAAUCCAAUUUUUGAACGCCACAAAUUUGAUAUAAACAGCAAUUAUUCUGUUCGAGAAACGUUUUACGAUUCUCUCAUGUUUUCCCGCCUUCGAACACUAUUGCCAAAUUUAAUUGUAUUUCAUUUUUACUCUAAUAUAAUUUACUUUUAAACAGUAUUAAAUGAAACAAUAAUCGAAAACUAAAAGAAGAUGAAACUUACAUGUACCAUAGAAGUUAAUAACAGAUUGUCUUCAACAAAUAUAAUAAGAAGAAAACCUCAGCGUUCCAUUUUAGUAAUUGGAAGACACUCAGUAAAAAGUAAAGAGUUACAUCUUCUCUGGCAAACAUUACAAAAUAAACAGGGUACUAAGUAUAAGAUUGAUGGUAACAUAGACAAAGUAUUUACAAAAUUUAUCAAUGAAGGAAAAGCUACAAUUCGUAUAAUAGAACCUCCUCAUGAUUUAAUUAUUCAGUCUGAUACAAUUCAAUUGAAAAGUUUUAUUCAUAUUUUAAAACUUGUAAUAUCUAAGAAAGCAGAUCCUUCAGUUCUUACCAUUUCAAAUUUAAAUCCAAAAAAUGUAACUUCCAUUCCAAAAGUUAAAGUUGUAGUUAAUAAAGUAUCAGACUAUCCCACUUUGGAAGGAUUCCCAAGAACAACUAAAGAAUUGUACUUAACUGGAUUAAAUAGGAAAUCAUUUGACAGACAAAUUUUAAAGUUGCAAAGUCUAAGAAUUUUAGAUUUAUCUAAUAAUCAAAUUUCAUCUAUACCAGCAGAAUUAGGUGCAUUAGAACACUUACAAGAAGUUAUUCUGUCACAAAAUCGUCUUGACAAAGCUUUGAAAUGGGCAUGGUUGGAUCAGACUGCUAUUAAAUCCAACUUAAAAUUAUUAGACAUAAGUGAUAAUUCGUUAAUAAAAUUACCAGAACAAAUUGGAAAACUUUAUGGUCUGGUUAAUUUAAAGGCUAGUAAAAACAUGUUAGUAUAUUUACCACAAAGUAUUGGCAGAUUAUCUAGUUUAAAAUAUUUAGAUGUAUCAAAGAAUAAUUUAAAGCAUUUGCCUGGAAGUAUGAGAAAUCUACGACUGAUAUUAUUAGAUGUUUCCGAAAAUAAAUUCCAAAAAACAGAUUUAUAUUUCACAUGUAAAAUGAAUGUACCAAGUUUACUUGAAUGUGGUGCUAGAGCAGUUCUCAAAACAAGAUGUCCAUAUGAUGCAAGUAUAAUUCCAUUCACGUUGGUGAGGUAUUUGAAUGAGGCAAACUAUUGUGUCUGUGGUAAUGCUUGCUUCCAAUAUUACAUACGAAAAUUUGUAGAAUAUAAUUUAAGUACUAUAGCUAGCAGUGUAAAAUCGUCAGAAAGUAGUAUAGUACAAUUCGAUUGUUAUUUUUGUACAACAAGAUGUGAAAGUAACUAUGCAAAAGUACACUAUUAGAAUAUUUUUUAAUAAUUUCUAUAUUUUUUUACAAAUGUCUUAUAAAUAUAUAUAUAGUAAUUUAUUUAUAGCACAAUACUUUUAUAUCUCAGUUUGUAU